This is a messenger RNA of Diospyros lotus (date-plum), 3942 nucleotides long. RefSeq lists its product as uncharacterized. The transcript is spliced from 4 exons. The record is from RefSeq and is a predicted model, not a curated record. Bases 614 to 3763 code for a protein of 1049 amino acids. Lineage: Eukaryota; Viridiplantae; Streptophyta; Magnoliopsida; Ericales; Ebenaceae.
AUGAGGUGAGAUCAUCGGCCGCUGCCUCUCGGAAACUGUUGCGAGUUUGUCGCUGUUGGAAAGUAAAAUAAUUUUCUUUUCUGAAAAUCUUUAAUGAAAACUAGGAAAAGAGCAUCUCCAUUAAAUGAUGGUGUGUGCGUAAUGCAAAGGGAUGUAGAAAAGCAAAGUGAAAUAAAAUCCGUGAAAACCCAGAAAAUGUAUUAAAUACUUUGGUGUGUGAAAUGGAGAGGAAAUGAUUGAAUCAAAGCCCAUUGGUGAAGGAACCGCAUAGAAUAAGGAGAGACCAAAUGUUGACAAAUUUUAAGUCAUUCUGCUCUUCAGCUCAUAUGUUUCUGUAGAGAGAGAGAGAGAGAGAGAGGGAGGGAGAGAGAGGGAGAUCUUAUCUGGGAUUUAGGAUCUCUCUCCUACCUGAUGAUGGCCAGGGUCCAGUGGAUCGGGAAUUCUGUACCUAUUCUUCUCUGUUGUGGCUGUGGUGAUAUUAGAAGCUUCUUCUAAUGGCAGCCGAAGAGUCUGAAUUUCCUUGGAUGUUCGGUUCUUGUUUGCUGCUAGUUUUCUAAGAACUUGUUGAAUUCCCCUUGAGGUUCUGAAGAAGGGUUUUAGAGAUUGAACGGGAAUGGGAACUGAAAUACAAGCUAAGACAUUCUUUUCAAGAUCUUAUUCCAUGAGGGAUCAAAAUGACUGCACUGGGAGUGAUUUAUGGGCCAUGUAUCCUGAGCUAAAAACCUUGAAAAAUGACCACUACUGUAAUUCAUUUUUGACAAGUCCGGCCAUAGAUGUAUAUUUGGGGCAUGAUAAAGGACAACUGAGGCAAACCAUCUUGAAGCAUGAAUAUAUAUUCAGACAUCAGCUUGAAGAACUUCACCGCCUUUACAAAAGACAGAGGGAUCUCAUGAAUGAAAUUAAGAGGGAACUCUAUCAACAUCAGAUACCAGCGGAAAUGUCACAGUCUGGUCUCAUUCUAUCUUAUGGGGUCAAAAAGACAGGUCAUGUAUCCGAUUCACCUCUGAUGCUUCCAACUUUUGGAAGAUAUAAGUCAGAAACUGAUAGUAUCCAGCCUCUUACUUUUGCAAGAGAAAAGAAUACAUCUGGUCCUUUUCUCUCCAAAGAUAGAAUAACACCAAAGGAUUGUGAAUCCACAGAGUCCAAAUGCAGCAUUUUUCAGAGAAAUAUGUUGAACCUUGAGCUUCCAGCUUCUGUACAUAUGCAUAACAAAGGGAAGCGGAUAAGGGAAAGUACUUGUGGAGUUUCAGGCACAGAAAGUUGCUCUCUUGCCAGGAAUCGUGCAGUCACACCUGAGGUAAAUUUGUCUCUUGGUAGUGAAUCUGGCUGUAACACUGAUGCUUUCAGAUGUAAUAUUUAUUCAAGAGGAAGCUGGGAUAUGGUUGAUUUGAAUGAAACUAUUGAGGUUGAGGAAGCACCCGUUUUAGCUUCUGUACAUAAUUUAGGUAAUGUAACUUGCCUUGAUGAGGAUAUACAGAAGCAGGCUGCAUAUGUAAACUUGAAAUCAGGGGUCCAUGCUUCAUUGAAGGAAUCCUCUCAAAUCUCCCUUUCAGGAAGGGAUGGAGGAAUUUGCCUCGAUAAUAUGUAUCCAGGGAAGGAAGGGAAUCAAAGAAUGAGUAUAACUUACAAGAGGGAAGCCGGGGGACGUACAUGCAACCUGGAUUCUUUCCAUCAAGGUCUCUGUCCUGAAUAUUCACCUGCUAUAUCUAACCCACUCAAAGCUGAACCCGGCAAAGUUGGCAUACUCUCGUCAUCUGGCCCGUCUGAUAUUAACAGAGAGCCCAGUAGAAAAAGGAAAAUUUUUGGCGUGGAAAUAUCUGAAGGAAUUCUUGAUCAAUCUGUUGAGGCUUCCCAUACACCCAGUCUGCACCGACCAAAGCCUGAAUAUAUAGCCAAAUCCGAGUCUUCCUCCCUAUCAACAUGGAGUAAUGCUACAAGUAUAUUUGGCCAGGAUGUGUUAUCAAUUAAAGAAAUUCCUUGCAUUAGCUCCUCUUUUACACCCAAUGGGAGUACUAGUUUACCAUUGCAAAGCCUGGAUGUUAUUAGAGGCAAGAGGCAGUUUAGCGACAGCAAUUCAAUAUCGGUUUCAAGAGUUGAAGUAUCCUGCCAAAAAGACCUUUGUUUUGGCUCCCAGUCGGAUGCCAAGCAACUGAAUGUUUGCAGCUCAUCACUUGGAUAUGAAUUUCCAAAUGGAAACAAAAGAAAUAGUUCAAUUCCUGAACAAUUCAUGUUGAAUGGUUCAGUAAAAUAUCGAAAGGAUUUAAGCUGCAUGGAUGCGAAGUGUGCAAAGGAUGUGAACUCAGAUAUGGGGAUUCUUCAGCAACAUCCUGGGUCUUUAGAUGGGCAAAGGAGACAUGAGAACCCUAUGGGGGAGCUGCCUUGGCUUAAAGGAAAAGAACUUGCCAAAGUUCAGCCAAUUAAAAGACAAGAAGGUCCUUGUCAAAGGAAUCUAUAUUCCUUGCACAACUAUUCUGAACAGUUUUCUGACAAAACUGAAUUUGGUAACAUUCCUUAUCGAAGUUCAGAUGAGGAUCCCACGUCUUCAUCAAUGAGAGCCGGUGAUACUAAGCUUGACAGAACUGAUGCAAGUGCAUUUCCAAGUGGUAACAAGAUUUUUGGGUUUACCAUUUCUGUGCUUCAGACCUCCCGGGAUCUUACUUCUCUGAGUUCUCACUCUAACCCUAAUGAUGUUGCUGCUAAUGGUAACGGUAGUAAUGACAGGAAAAAUUUGGAUCAAGAUCCCAGUUCUGGAGUUCUUGAAAUUAAGGACCUUCGUACAGAGAAAGGACUGGAUAAUUGCAUUUCUGGCCUGAGACGUUGCAUUGAUUUGAAUUUGUGCAUGAAUGAAGAUGAAGCCCCACCAGUUCCGUCUCUCCCAAGAGCCAUUGUCAAGAUAGCCACCACUGAGAUAGAUUUGGAGGCUCCAGUAGUACUUGAAUCUGAAACAGGCCCGCCUCCUGAAGCGGAUUCUUCUGAAAGCCCUUCUAAAUUGCCUUUAGAUGUAUCUUGGGAGCAUGGCGAAGACCUUGUUAGUGUAGCAGCAGAGGCUAUAGUAGACAUAUCCUUGUCUCAUCUCAUCAAGGAUAUAACUUGUCAUUCGUCAUGUGGACUGUCCAGUGAUUCACUCCAUUGGUUUGCAGAAGUAAUUUGUAAUGCUGAGGGUGAUCCAGAAGGUGGACCGAAGGCAGUUCCUACAGGUACUGACGCCAUCCAUGGAGAAGAGUUCAUUCCUGAUGGGAUGGAUUACUUCGAGUUCAUGACACUGAAAUUGGCAGAAAUCAAAGUAGAGGAAGAGGAAUACUGCAACAAGUAUCCGGCCCCAGAGAUUCUGAAAAAUGAAGAAACAGGGGCCACUGUAUCAUCUAAACGACCUCGAAGAGGCCAAGCGAGGAGGGGGAGGCAGCGGAAGGACUUUCAAAGGGAUAUACUUCCUGGAAUCAUCUCUCUCUCAAAGCAUGACGUGAUCGAGGAUCUUCAAAUAAUAGAGGAGUUGUUUAGAGCAAGCGGCUUCACCUGGCAGCCAAGACUUUCAGGGAGAAACACAGCUAAGAAGGGAAGGGGGAGGACACGUGCUGGAGCUUCCUCUCCCUCUGUGACACAGAAAGCAGUUUGCCAGCCCCCUGCAGAGCAUCUGAAUCAGAGAGAAGUAGUACUCGAAGAGACUCUGCCCGGGUGGGGGAAGAGGACAAGGCGUUUGCCCAGGCAGAGAUGUCCAAACGAUAUUCCUGCUCCUGCUUUGAAGCCUACUGUCCUAGCUUCAUGAGCGGGGAAGGGCAGCCGCUCCCAUGGCUCGGUUGGCUAGUGUUCCUAGCAAUAGGAUUAUGCGUGUACAUUCCUUCCUAAUUUGGCCUACUUCGCCGUUCCUAAUUGUACUUGUAGAAUCGUGAUCAGUUCCCGGAUAAUGUUGCAUUCUUUGUUGAGACAAACGUUGUUUUCUCUUCU